Messenger RNA from Dipodomys ordii (Ord's kangaroo rat), 3117 nucleotides. RefSeq names its product filamin A interacting protein 1 (gene Filip1). The coding region runs from base 1 to 3117 and encodes 1038 amino acids. NCBI's taxonomy places the organism in Eukaryota, Metazoa, Chordata, Mammalia, Rodentia, Heteromyidae. The record is from RefSeq and is a predicted model, not a curated record. The transcript has 5 exons.
AUGGAGUUUUACAAAGCCAUUAGAACGAAUGAUACUGUGUCAUUUGCUGGGAAAUUAAUGGACCUAGGACAAAUCUUGCUAAGUGAGGCCAGGGAAGAUGUGAUCCAUAUGUUGAAGACAGAGAAAACCAAGCCCGAGGUUCUGGAGGCUCAUUACGGUUCUGCGGAGCCCGAGAAAGUUCUGCGAGUGCUGCAUCGCGAUGCCCUCCUGGCUCAGGAGAAGUCCAUAGGAGAAGAUGUCUAUGAGAAACCCAUCUCAGAGCUGGACAGGCUGGAGGAGAAGCAGAGGGAGACGUAUCGGCGCAUGCUCGAGCAGCUGCUGCUGGCCGAGAAGUGUCACCGGCGCACGGUGGACGAGCUGGAGACGGAGAAGCACAAGCACACGGACUACAUGAACAAGAGCGACGACUUCACCAACCUGCUGGAGCAGGAGCGGGAGAGGCUGAAAAAGCUGCUUGAACAAGAAAAGGCUUACCAGGCUCGCAAGGAGAAAGAAAACGCCAAGCGACUCAAUAAACUCAGAGACGAGCUGGUGAAACUCAAGUCGUUUGCGCUCAUGCUGGUGGAUGAGAGGCAGAUGCACAUCGAACAGUUGGGCCUGCAAAGCCAGAAGGUCCAAGACCUCACUCAGAAACUGCGAGAAGAGGAAGAAAAGCUCAAAGCCAUCACCUCCAAAUCCAAAGAAGACAGACAGAAACUACUCAAGUUGGAGGUGGACUUCGAACACAAGGCUUCCAGGUUCUCUCAGGAGCAUGAAGAGAUGAAUGCUAAGUUGGCCAACCAGGAGUCUCACAACCGACAGCUCCGACUCAAGCUGGUGGGCCUGUCUCAAAGAAUCGAGGAGCUCGAAGAGACCAAUAACAACCUCCAAAAGGCCGAGGAAGAACUGCAGGAGCUCAGGGAUAAGAUCGCCAAAGGAGAAUGCGGCAACUCCAGCCUCAUGGCAGAGGUGGAAAACCUCCGGAAGCGGGUGCUGGAAAUGGAGGGUAAAGAUGAGGAAAUCACAAAAACCGAGUCCCAGUGCAGAGAGCUGCGGAAGAAACUCCAGGAGGAGGAGCACCACAGCAAGGAGCUCAAGCUGGAAGUGGAGAAACUGCAGAAGAGGAUGUCCGAACUGGAGAAGCUGGAAGAAGCGUUCAGCAGGAGUAAAUCCGAAUGCUCCCAGCUCCACCUGAACCUGGAGAAAGAGAAGAACUUAAGCAAAGACCUGCUGAACGAGCUGGAGGUGGUGAAGCAUCGCGUGAAGGAGCUGGAGGAUUCCGAGGGUCGCCUGGAGAAGGCCGAGCUGGGCCUCCGCGAGGAUCUGACCAAGCUGAAGUCCUUCACCGUGAUGCUGGUGGACGAGAGGAAAAACAUGAUGGAGAAGAUAAAGCAAGAAGAGAGGAAAGUGGAUGGCCUCAACAAGAAUUUCAAGGUGGAGCAGGGCAAGGUGAUGGACGUCACGGAAAAACUCAUCGAAGAGAGCAAGAAGCUGUUGAAACUGAAGUCCGAGAUGGAAGCCAAGGUGUCCGGCCUGCGGAAGGAGCGGGACGAGCUGGUGGGCAAACUGAAGAGCGAACAGGAGAGAUCUUCGGCCCUGAGCGGCAGCGUGGAGCUGCUGCAGAAGAGGCUGGACGGCCUGGAGGAAGUGGAGAGGGAGCUGGCCCGGGGGAGGGCGCGCAAAGGGCCUGAGCUCACGGGCCCGGAAGAUAACAAGAUCCGAGAACUCACGCUGGAGAUCGAGAGGCUGAGGCAGCGGCUGCAGCAGCUGGAGGUGGUGGAGGGCGAUCUGAUGAAGACGGAGGACGAGUACGAUCAGCUGGAACGGAAAUUCCGCACGGAGCAGGACAAGGCCAACUUCCUGUCGCAGCAGCUGGAGGAGAUCAAGCACCAGAUGGCGAAGAACAAAGCCGUGGAGAAAGGCGAGGCGGCCAGCCAGGAGGCGGAGCUGCGCCACCGCUUCCGGCUGGAGGAGGCCAAGAGUCGAGACCUGAAAGCCGAGGUCCAGGCGCUGAAAGAGAAGAUCCACGAGCUGAUGAACAAGGAGGACCAGCUCGCCCAGCUGCAGGUGGAUCACUCGGUCCUGCAGCAGAGAUUCCUGGAGGAGGAGACCAAGAACAAGAGCCUGGGCCAGGAGGUGCUGGGCCUCACCAAAGAGCUGGAGCUCUCCAGGCGCUACGGCCGCGCGCUGCGGCCCAGCGGGGCAGGGCGCAGGAUGGUGGACGUGCCGGUGGCGUCCACGGGCGUCCAGACGGACGCGGUGGGCAGCGAAGCCGUCGAGGACGAGACGCCGGCCGUCUUCAUCCGGAAGUCCUUCCAAGAGGAAAACCACAUCAUGAGUAACCUGAGACAGGUGGGGCUGAAGCGGAACCCCGAGCGGGCCGCCUCCGUCCUCGACCGCUACCCACCCGCCGCCAACGAGCUGGCCCUGCGCAAGUCGUGGAUCCCGUGGAUGCGCCGGCGGGAGGGCGGCGCCCCGACGGCGGGGACGGCGGCAGCGGGGGCGCCCCGGACCGGGCACUCCGGGGAGCUGGUCGUGUCCCCCAAGCAGGGCCAGCCGCUGCACAUCCGCGUGACCCCCGAUCACGAGCACAGCACGGCCACCCUGGAGAUCACCAGCCCCACGUCGGAAGAGUUCUUCUCCAGCACCACCGUCAUCCCCACCCUGGGCACCCAGAAGCCCAGGAUCACCAUCAUCCCGUCCUCCAACAUCCUGGCUCAGAGACCCAAGGGCGCCGAGGCUGCGCUGGGCCCCGAGCGGGCCGUGUCGCCCGUCACCAUCACCACCUUCUCCCGGGAGAAGCCCCCCGACGGCGCCCGAGGCUCCGCGGCCGAACUGAUGAACACCAGUCAUGGUUUCCAGGGCAAACUCACUCACCCCGGUACCCCCUCUCCUGUCUCUGUGUGUUCUCUCUUGCAGUCAGCACAAGAUGGGUCUUGCCAGCGGCCUACACCCACCCGCAUUCCCGUGUCAAAAGGUAUGAAAUCAGGAAAGCCGGUAGUGGCAGCCCCAGGAGCAGGAAAUCUGACCAAAUUCGAGCCUCGGGCUGAGACUCAGUCUAUGAAAAUAGAGCUGAAGAAAUCGGCAGCCAGCAGCGCUACCUCUCUCGGAGGGGGAAGGGCAGAGGGCAGUAGCUGA